GCUGAUUAAACACUUGACAAACGUUACGUCGUGCGCCACCUGUUGUUGUUUACUUGAACUUUAGUUCGGCCGAGAACAGGAGCGCACCCUGGGCCAAAGCAAUUAGUGUGUAUUUACACUGUACGAGCACUCAAGCGGGGCGCCCGGCCUGGGGGCGGGACAACUAACUUAACUGGUAGUUGCACGACGGAAAGUUUUCAGUGUUUUUGCGCUGUGCAUUUUUGCAUUUUGUUGUUGUUGCGUCGUACGUUUCCACAUCCAGAAGCUUUUCAAAAGUUUUCGGCUUAAGUUCUGCGCCUGCUCGCCAGCUGCUCGGCUGCUGCUAUGCAGCUUUGGCAGCGCUGCCAACGUUACAAAUCGCAAGUUGAAACGUCGGCGUCGCAGUUGCUGCGCAGUCGUGUCGUCGCAUUGCGCGUUUAACAGCCGAACCGCUCAAUUUUUGCUCAGUUUCAUUCAGAAGUUAAACUUAAGCACGUCUCGGACGCUCGGUCAACAGUCCCGCUUAGCAGCUCAUUAGCCAAUUGCGAAAGAAUUUGCGAUUUUUACAAAGUUCUUGUGAAAUAUUUACGUAUGUUUGCACAUUUAGCCAUACAUAUGAGCAUAUAGUUAUUUCUGCCUAGUCCGUGCGUUAUUUGUGUUGUGGUUUUUGCGGUUUUUCAGUUCCAGUUUCAAUUGAUUGCAAGCAGGAGCAGCGGCCCCAAGCAGCAGCGCCCCAACACAGCGAGCGCCAGUAGCGGCAAUAGCGAACACUGAAAUUGUUGCUCGACAACUUUCGCAUUGCACUAGAUGCAUUGAACUACUCGGAACGAACCACCAAUAACAACAAGAACAACACGCAGCACACAGUCACACACACUCACACACACACAAUCUCACACACACAGCAACAAAAUGGCCUUAAUUAUGAAAUACAUCGAGAGCAUAAACAGAUAUAUGGACUCACAUAGUGAUUCAAGGACAAAGGAUUGGCCUAUGAUGUCGUCACCCUUCCCCACACUGGCCGUCUGCCUCACAUACGUCUACCUGGUUAAGGUGCUUGGUCCACGAUUAAUGGAGAAUCGAAAGCCGUUACAUCUACAGAACAUGCUGGUCAUGUAUAAUGCGUUACAGGUUGUAUUUAGUGCGUGGCUCUUCUAUGAGUGUUUAAUGGGCGGCUGGUGGGGUUCGUACAGCUUCCGCUGUCAGCCAGUGGACUAUAGCGAUAGUGCCACAUCUAGGAGAAUAGGAGUUUCCGGUUGGCUAACAGGACAUUAUAGCUUCCGAUGUCAGCCAGUUGACUAUAGUAAUAAUCCUAGAACGUUAAGGAUGGUUCAUGCGUGCUGGUGGUAUUACUUUUCAAAGUUCACAGAGUUCAUGGAUACGAUUUUCUUCGUGCUGCGCAAGAAGACGAGCCAGGUAACAACGCUGCAUGUGAUCCAUCACGGCUGCAUGCCCAUGUCGGUGUGGUUUGGCGUUAAGUUCACUCCAGGUGGCCACAGCACAUUCUUCGGCCUGCUCAACACAUUCGUUCACAUUGUGAUGUAUACGUACUACAUGUUCUCGGCCAUGGGUCCACAAUACCAGAAGUAUCUCUGGUGGAAGAAGUACCUGACAACGCUGCAAAUGGUUCAGUUCAUUCUUAUCAUGGUGCACGCCUUCCAAUUGCUCUUUAUUGACUGCAAUUACCCGAAGGCCUUCGUCUGGUGGAUAGGCAUGCAUGCUGUUAUGUUCUUCUUCCUGUUCAACGAGUUCUACAAGGCAGCCUACAAAAACCGCCUAAUGAAGAAGAACGCAGCGCUGGCCAAUGGACAUGCAAAGCCGAACGGCUACUGCAAGAGCAUCAAUGCCCACGACGAUCUGUUCAUGCCACAAACGACGACGACAGCAGCAGCAGCGUCGUCAACGGCCAAGGCCAAUGGCAAUGGCAAUGCGACGCUCAGCAACGGCCAUGCGAAUGGCCUGAAGAACGGCUAUAAGACGCUGGCCAACGGCAAUGCGGCGACGUCCUUGACCAAUGGCAGCGCGCACAAGUCGAACGGUCUCCUGCUCGCUAAUGGCUAUGGCAACGGCAAUGGCUAUGCCACCCAGCUGCUGGACGAUGUCGCCCAGGAGCUGACACACCGGAAGACACAGAAAUAAUAUCGGGAUAAUGCGGGUCGGCGCCAACAUAGAGCUUAGAGAUGGUUAAACAAAAAGCACAGCCAAGCGCCAGGAGCAGCAAUACAUGCUCCAACAGUCAUAAGCACACACACACACACAUCCACCCACACACACACACAUACACUUGAACAGCAUUCAUUUACAUCCACAUAAGCAAAUUACAUACAAGUUUCGGAUAUUGUAUUGACAUUGAAAGAAGAAGAAAGUGAAACACACUAGGGGCAUAUUGUUAUUGGUACUAAUUAUUAUUAAACA
Drosophila hydei is the source of this 2394-nucleotide messenger RNA. RefSeq names its product elongation of very long chain fatty acids protein AAEL008004. Gene Ontology annotation, molecular function: fatty acid elongase activity. The transcript is spliced from 11 exons. The record is from RefSeq and is a predicted model, not a curated record. Gene Ontology annotation, cellular component: endoplasmic reticulum membrane. Gene Ontology annotation, biological process: sphingolipid biosynthetic process; fatty acid elongation, saturated fatty acid; fatty acid elongation, monounsaturated fatty acid. Bases 892 to 2118 code for a protein of 408 amino acids. Lineage: Eukaryota; Metazoa; Arthropoda; Insecta; Diptera; Drosophilidae.